Molecule: messenger RNA, 1368 nt
Organism: Fonsecaea erecta
Lineage: Eukaryota; Fungi; Ascomycota; Eurotiomycetes; Chaetothyriales; Herpotrichiellaceae
Exons: 6
Coding region: 1-1368 (455 amino acids)
Biological process (GO): fungal-type cell wall organization
Cellular component (GO): fungal-type cell wall
Molecular function (GO): structural constituent of cell wall
Source: RefSeq, a predicted model, not a curated record
AUGCGUACAUUCGCUCUUCUCACGGCCUUGGCGGCCUCCGUCCUGGCUUCACCCAUGCCGCAAGGUGUGACCUCUGCAAUUGCUCCAUCGUCUCCAGCUCCCGAGGGCUGCCAGCCCUCGUAUAGCGGCAGCUUCGAGAUCACUGUGGUGAAUGUCUCGUCCUCAGCCAAACGGGACCUGCACGAGCGUCAAAAUUCUGGCAUCCUGACCCUCACUCUUGCGGACUCGAUCCUCAAAGAUCAAGCCGGACGUACUGGAUAUAUUGCCUCCAACUAUCAAUUCCAGUUUGACAACCCUCCACAGGCCGGGGCCAUCUACACAAGCGGGUUUUCUCUCUGCUCCAACUCAAGCCUUGCGUUGGGUGGCUCUGCCAUCUGGUAUCAAUGUCUGAGCGGAUCAUUCUAUAACCUGUACGACCGGGACUGGGCCCCCCACUGUGUCCCAAUCUAUAUCUACGCUCUGAUCGCAUCCUCUGCUCCGCCAGCCACACAAGCAAAUGAUGGCCAACCAGCAGUCACGACUGUCGUCCCGUCGGUCACUCAACUCACGGAUGGCCAACCCCAGGUCACUUCGGCGGUCGUUACCCAGAUCUCAGAUGGACAACCUCAGGCUACCACUGGUGUUCCUGUCACGCAGAUCAGCGACGGCCAGCCGCAAGCAACGACUGGCGUACCUGUCUCCCAAAUCUCGGAUGGACAGCCACAGGUUCCCACCGCAACGCCGGUGUCCCAGAUCAGCGAUGGCCAACCCCAGGCCCCUACUGGAGCACCAGUGACCCAGAUCAGCGACGGGCAACCCCAGGCCGCUACAGGGACACCAGUGACCCAGAUCAGUGACGGCCAGCCUCAGGCCCCUACUGGUGCGCCGGUCAGCCAGAUCAGUGAUGGGCAACCCCAGGCCCCUACUGGUACUCCCGUGACCCAGAUCAGCGACGGACAGCCUCAGGCCCCUACUGGUGCUCCCGUCAGCCAGAUCAGUGAUGGGCAGCCUCAGGCCCCUACUGGUACUCCCGUGACCCAGAUCAGCGACGGACAGCCCCAGGCACCAACGGGUGCUCCCGUCAGCCAGAUCAGCGACGGACAGCCCCAAGCUCCUACAGGGACACCAGUGACCCAGAUCAGCGAUGGACAGCCGCAAGCUCCUACCGGUGCACCUGUCAGCCAGAUCAGUGAUGGUCAACCCCAAGCACCAACGGGCGCCCCUGUCACUCAAAUCAGCGAUGGACAGCCCCAGGCGCCAACCGAGACUGUUGCUCCCGCCUCGACCUCAGUCGCUCCAGCGACUUUUACCGGCGCCGCAUACCGACCUGAAUUCCCUGGAGGAAUUGCUGUCGUUGCGGGUAUUGCAGGAGCUGUGGCUCUUCUGUAA